GGAGGGGAAUUAAUAAAAGGAAGCUGAGCAGAAGGGAUCUUGAGGUAAGUGGUCUCGCUGAGUAUUUUCUGCAGCAGAUCCGCAGUUACUCCAUCUCCAUUCAUUACAGGACUGGACUGUGCAAGGUAAACAAUCAAUAUGAGGCUGAAAUGGGAACAGUUAUUUCUUGGACUUUUGUUCAUAGUAGCAGUAGUCUGGGCUGAAAAUGAUGAUGACGAAGCAGAGGUGGAUGCCUUGGAGAUAGAAGAAACCACUGUCAGUCAAACUACUAAGGAUAGCAAACCUACAGUUCAGAUAACUUACAGGACACCAGUGCCUAUUAGGGAGGUAUAUUUUGCUGAUACGUUUGAUCGUGGAAAUUUAGAUGGAUGGGUUUUGUCCAAAACCAAGAAAGAUGAUGCAGAUGAAGAUAUUGCAAAAUAUGAUGGAAAAUGGGCAGUAGAGGAGUUGGUGGAAAACACAGUGCCUGGUGACAAAGGUUUGGUGCUAAAGUCAAAAGCAAAGCAUCAUGCAAUUUCAGCUCCACUGAAGAAACCUUUCCUGUUCAAAGGUGAACCUUUAAUUAUUCAGUAUGAAGUGAAUUUCCAAAAUGGCAUUGACUGCGGUGGUGCAUACCUAAAGUUGCUCUCACAUACCGAUGACCUGAAGCUAGAAAAAUUCUUUGACAAAACCCCUUACUCUAUUAUGUUUGGGCCAGACAAAUGUGGUGAAGACUACAAACUGCACUUCAUCUUCAGACACAAGAACCCUAUAACUGGAGACUAUGAGGAAAAGCAUGCCAAACGCCCUGAUGUAGAUCUAAAGAAGUUCUACACAGACAAGAUCACGCAUUUGUACACUCUAGUGCUGAAUCCAGAUAAUAGCUUCGAAAUGCUGAUUGAUCAAACUGUUGUUAGUAAAGGGAAUUUGCUGGAGGAUAUGACUCCACCUAUUAAUCCACCUAAAGAAAUAGAUGACCCUAAUGACAGUAAGCCUGAAGAUUGGGAUGAAAGACCAAAGAUCCCUGACCCUGAUGCGCAGAAGCCUGAAGACUGGGAUGAAGAUGCUCCAGCAAAGAUAAUUGAUCCAGAUGCUGUUAAACCAGAGGGCUGGCUUAAUGAUGAAGCAGAGUAUGUCCCUGAUCCCAGUGCAGAGAAACCAGAGGAUUGGGAUGAAGAAAUGGAUGGUGAGUGGGAAGCUCCCCAGAUUCCUAAUCCAAAAUGUGAAACUGCACCUGGGUGUGGAAUUUGGGAACCACCUAUGAUGAACAACCCUAACUACAAAGGAAAGUGGAAACCACCUAUGAUUGACAAUCCAAACUACCAGGGUGUAUGGAAUCCGAGGAAAAUCCAAAAUCCUGAUUAUUUUGAGGAUUUGCAACCUUACAAGAUGACGCCAAUCAUUGCUGUUGGUCUAGAACUGUGGUCCAUGACUUCUGACAUCUUGUUUGAUAACUUUAUCAUCUGUGCUGAGAAGGAAGUGUCUGAGCAGUGGGCAGCAGAUGGUUGGAGGCUAAAGAAGUUGGUGGCUACUGAAAAUGAGCCUGGUGUGUUAGGUCAGUUGACAACUGCUGCAGAAGAGCGUCCUUGGCUCUGGAUUAUUUACGUCUUGACAGCUGUUUUACCUUUAGGGCUAAUUGUGCUGUUCUGCUGGCCAAGCAAGAAACCUGACGAUGCAGCUGUGUAUAAGAAGACUGACGCUAUGCAGCCUGAUGUCAGAGAAGAACAGGAUCAGGAGGAUGAAGAGCAGGUGGAAGUGAUGGAUGAGAAGAGAGAAUGUAAUCUUGCAAAAGAAGAUGAGAAAGCAAGUGGAGAUGAUGAAAACAUUGGAGAAGGCAGUCAAGAAGAGGAAGAGGAGGAAGAUGAAGAGGCCAAUAAAUCAAAAUCUGCUUCAGAGGAUGAGAUGAAAGAAGCUGAUGAAGGUGCUGGCUCGGGCGAUUGUCUCACAAAACUGAUUCGUAAGAAAAAAGUGAGAAAGGAGUAAAUGCCUUAAUAGCUAUUGAAUGGAGGCAUCCUCAUUUUCCAGAUGGGCAUACCACCCUCUGUACUUCCUGAUAGCAUGCAGAUUACUCAGCUCACCGCUGAGUUGAUAAAUCAACCUCUAUUCCAAGUACCUAUCUAAUCUUAGCCUCCAUACCUCUCUUCCCUGCUUCACUUACAAACCUCUUAGUCUUCCUGGCAAAAAAAAAAAUCGCUUUGAGGGUGUUGUUGGUUUUUAAACUUUAGGAGUGUCAGAAUGCGUCCUAAUACCAAAUGACCAGUUGUGAAGGCAUAUUCUAGUAUUGCAAGGAAAGUUGUAGCAAGUAUUUGGUAACUUUUGUGAAAGAAGUGUUAACCAGGGUAAAAGUACAAAUAUUAUAAAAUGAAAGCUAAUUACAGUUAUAUGGUGACAUUUGUAUUGAAAGGGGAGAAGUAUUGGCAUGUUUUAUGACUGUAAUAUUUGAUAUUCAGUUCGUUUUCAGCCCAGUAUGAGGGGGAAGGGGUAAAUUAGUAUAAUAAAACAAUAUUGAAGAUAAUUCCAAUGUGUAUAUAUAUAUAUAUAUAUAUAUAAAUUAAUUGAAAUGAUGUAGCUUUUAGCACAACUUCCAGUUUGUUUGCAUUGGUGCCAAUGCUUUCUUCCCUAAAUAGAUCUCUUAUCGAAUUGUAUUGUUGUAGCAAAAUAAAAAAGAUGCACUGAAUUUCUUUGUACAUUAUAUAUUGUUCAGGUACACACAAGGGUCGUGUGCUUUUUUUGCCCUCUCCAAUGUAUUACAAAUAGCUGUAUUGCAUUUUAAGUUUAUCACCAACUUAAAACAUCUCCUAUGAUCUGCACUCCAUAUUGUCAAUUUAACUGAGAAAUAUUCUCUUCCUUGAUGGGAUGGUGUGUGUGUGUUUGUGUGCGUGUGUGUUUGAUAAAUAAUUUGUAAUACAGUGCAGUGACAUUCCUAGAUCAUCUUCCGUCUCCGUUUCAUUAUUAUGAAUGCCGAAGUGAAUGAUUUUACAAACCAAUUGGCUGCAAUUCAGGAGAUGAAUGGUGUGGAGUGUACUGAAUUUUCUGGAGUUUUAUAGUUUUAAUGUUACUCUGGGUUAGCAUAAUCCCUGUUUACACUGAUGUUUGCAAAAUGUACAAUUGCUCUUUGAAAUAAAUAUUUAAUAUA
This is a messenger RNA of Carcharodon carcharias (great white shark), 3115 nucleotides long. RefSeq names its product calnexin-like. NCBI's taxonomy places the organism in Eukaryota, Metazoa, Chordata, Chondrichthyes, Lamniformes, Lamnidae. Gene Ontology annotation, molecular function: calcium ion binding. The transcript is spliced from 15 exons. Gene Ontology annotation, biological process: protein folding. Bases 139 to 1962 code for a protein of 607 amino acids. The record is from RefSeq and is a predicted model, not a curated record. Gene Ontology annotation, cellular component: endoplasmic reticulum membrane; endoplasmic reticulum.